This is a messenger RNA of Hylaeus anthracinus, 2207 nucleotides long. RefSeq names its product probable tubulin polyglutamylase TTLL2. Lineage: Eukaryota; Metazoa; Arthropoda; Insecta; Hymenoptera; Colletidae. The coding region runs from base 266 to 1990 and encodes 574 amino acids. Gene Ontology annotation, molecular function: tubulin binding; tubulin-glutamic acid ligase activity. Gene Ontology annotation, biological process: protein polyglutamylation; microtubule cytoskeleton organization. The record is from RefSeq and is a predicted model, not a curated record. The transcript is spliced from 8 exons. Gene Ontology annotation, cellular component: cilium.
AUCUACAAAUCAAUCGAAUGAUAAUCAACUACGCAAAUGCUAGAAUAAUAUUCAUUCUCGAGUAUUUAAUUAUUCGAAGAGCUUUAACACGUUGAGAGCCACACUAAUUUUUGUGAAUACUUUUGUGGGACUGAAAUUUCGCUUUGAAAUCAUUCGAAACUAUAUAAUCUAAGAAUUCAAAAUUCAGGAAUCUUAUCCAGAUUCAUGUCCCUUAACACCUCGUGUUCGGAAUAAGUUUUUUAAAUUCCUAGUGAAAAGUCCAUAUAUGGGUAACACGGCAGUCAACGCGUUAACGAGGCUGAAGAUUUUCGUGCACGCAGUUUCACCUAAAUCUACAUCUAAAGUAUCGCGACUAUUUUAUGUGUGGAUAGUGCGAGGACGAUCCCUUUGGCAUGAUAAAAGGCACGUUCCCGCCCGAGCGUGCUCGAAAGCGGAAGUAGACGAGCGUUUGCAUACUUUUCCACAGGUUUGCACGGAACGCGGCUGGAGGGAAUACAGCGGCGACAAUAAUGUAUUCAAAGAUCGAUGGAAUUUAUGGUGGCGAUCCGGGGGUUUUCCUUCGCCCCAUUACAGGCCGUUGCCCUGGCAGUUUGUCAAUAGAAUACCAAAAGGUAGCUCUAUCUGCAGAAAGGACAAUCUUGUCAGGCACCUGAGGUGCAUGAAGAAGAUGCACGGCUCGAUCUACGACUUCAGUCCUACAGGAUACAACUUGCCCUCGGAGUACACGAAGCUGGCUGAGGAAUGCAGCCGUUGCGAGGAGGACAGGGUUUGGAUUUGCAAGCCGGUAGGCCAGAGCCAAGGAAGAGGGAUCUUUCUGUUUCGUAAACUAAGCGACCUCACGUACGAUAACACGACGAUCGUACAGAGAUACAUCGAGAAUCCUCUUCUGAUCGGUGGUUACAAGUUCGAUCUGCGACUGUACGUGUGCGUGCCCUCGUAUCGUCCUUUGACUAUAUAUUUGUACAAAGAAGGCUUGACGCGAUUCGCCACGGAGAAGUUCUCCUUGGAACACUUGAACGAUCCUUUCAGACACCUGACCAACUUCUCUUUGAACAAAUUGGGUCCAGGAUACGCGGAGAAAAAGGAACGCGUCGGCUCUGGCUGCAAAUGGACGUUCAAACAACUGAGAAGGUACUUCGAGCAGGCGGGUUACUUCGACUGGUUCCUCUGGCAGAGGAUUGCCUGUUUGGUGAGCCUGACGAUACUGAGCCAAGCAGCAGGUAUACCGAAAUCUUCCAAUUGCUUCGAAUUCUUCGGGUUCGACGUGCUGAUCGACAAGAAUCUGAAACCGUGGCUGCUCGAGGUCAAUCUGAGCCCUGCGUUGAGCAACGACUGCGAGAUCGAUUCAGAAGUGAAGAAACCCCUUCUGCACGAUUUGUUCGAUUUAUUAGGUCUUCCAGUAUGCAACACUGGACUCUCCCUUUUCACGAUAUGGUCGACGAGCCCAGUCGUCAACGAGGUAGAAGUGUCUUCCAAGUUUUGUAGGGGUCGAACCGUGAAGAAGAAGUCGAAGACGGGUCGGGACACCGACGGUUUUCUGCAUCUGUGCACCGAACUCCAACCUGCUCUGAGACAAUCAACUCUGCAAGAUUGUUCGAAUUCGUGGUCUCGUUACAAUCCUCUGUUAGUGGACAAGUACAUUCCCCGCGGUUUCCGCGGCACCAAUCCAGAGAAUCAUGACAAAACAUCGGUAUGGGACAACGGGAAGAACUGGAGCACACCGUGCGUGAAAGAGGGAGGAUGGGUCCGUAUUUAUCCGCUGACUCGAACGAACGACGACAACGCGACGGAGUAUCUCCCGUCGUCUAUAUCCGAGUCUUCGCGGAUCCUGGAGAAGGACGUCAAGAGCACGGUUCUUUGUAUACAAAAGUAUCUGAAAGCUGCCAAAGGAGUUUACAAGAAAAACGAGAAAUACAGAGACGAACAAUGCAACGCUAUGCUGCGAAAAGCAAUGGAACUGAAUACCGAAAUAUGGCUGCCAGGAAAAUAAUCGUGGAAUACCUCGUCUUUCGCCCGUUCUACUUUCUUCUUCGUCUUUAACGCAACCACUAGGCACGAUACGCUUCGACAAUUCAAUUUUUACAAAUGUUAUUUGAAUGGAUCGCCAUGUUUACACGAAUUACAUCGAUUUGAUUUUUUAUCCACACUCUGUGCGGUUUCAAUAGCCAGAGUGUUAAUAAUAAUCGUUCGAUAGCGAGAUAGAUGUU